Messenger RNA from Sporisorium graminicola, 2991 nucleotides. RefSeq lists its product as uncharacterized. NCBI's taxonomy places the organism in Eukaryota, Fungi, Basidiomycota, Ustilaginomycetes, Ustilaginales, Ustilaginaceae. The record is from RefSeq and is a predicted model, not a curated record. Gene Ontology annotation, cellular component: membrane. Gene Ontology annotation, biological process: transmembrane transport; monoatomic cation transport. The transcript is spliced from 2 exons. Gene Ontology annotation, molecular function: monoatomic cation transmembrane transporter activity. The coding region runs from base 1 to 2991 and encodes 996 amino acids.
AUGCCUUCGUCGGCGAACACGCACAACGCACCAUCUUCCCGCUCGCCUUCGCCAAACAGCAACACCUCUUCUGCGACGAUUACUGGUGAUUGUGUCCUUUCCAACUCACGCCUGGCGAACUUCCCCAACAGCGCGCAUGGCUCGAGCACAUCCAACGUAGAACCCUCGUCACCGUUAGACCCACCGCAUGGAAGAAACGCUUCGACUCUCACUCAUAAACGUUCCGUCAAAUCCAUCACCAAGGAGUACGAGGAUCGUCGAGGCACGUCCCCUUCCUCGUUGCUACACCCGCCCUCUUCAUCCUCUCGGUCAUCCUCGCCCACGUUUCCAGCGGCACAGCAUUCUCCUACCGCGUCUUCGUUUUAUCACAACCUCGACGCGUCAUCGACCCGCAACCCCCCUCCUUUGCACAAGCGCAGUUCGUUCUUGCAGACCACCGAUUCGGCUCCUAACACACUCGCAGCUACGCCACCUCGCACGAGAAGCCUCAGCACCACCAGCAGCUCUGGUUCCAACCUCUCCCGAUCUCCUUCGAUACGACUUGCCAGUGGCUCUUACCCUUCCACUCUAAGGCCGCCGGCCAAGAAGACCUCAAACUCUUCCAUUCGUUCGCUUCCUGAGCCCCCUUCGCAGCCAGAACAGCUCACCGACAAGUUUCCGGGCGCUUCGUCUCCGACAGAAAAGGAAGUCGAACCGCACAAGCACGAGCAAAACACCAUUAUGACUACAUCUCCCGAUGAAAGUUCCGAAAGGAUCUUGAAAUCACGUCAACCACAGAGCACUGCCCCUUCGGACGAGACGCAGCACCCGGAUUCCGACCGCAGUCAUAGCGCUGUCGACGAGAGCGCACAACAGGACGCCGAAGAUGAAGCCUUGUACGAGAACAUUGACAGUGUCGCAGAUCUCAGUGGCCUGCACGCAAACGGCGCAUCUUUGCCCGUGCCCAGCACCGUCGAUCUCGCCAACAUGACUCUCGCUGAACGACGCGAACACUCGCGAAGACACUCUCGCGUGCACAGUCGCAAUCUUAGCGUCUUCUUCCCGCGGCCAGGCACUGAGGCCGAAGCGGAAGCAGACGGCGUAAAAGCGCGCGAGCACUUUGCACAGCGUGGCGACACCAACAACGAUGUAGCACAGAGCACCUCGGCAAGCAGCACCUCCUUCAGCGACUCGGCAUCCAAAAUGCACCGUCGUGGCGGUAGCGGCAAUCGUCCUCAGAUUACUGUAAGCACCGACGCCAGCGCCCUCUCGCCCCGUUCCGCUAGCUUUGCUGCGCUUACCGCGAAUCAAUCGCAACCUAGCGGCAGCGGUAACAACAACAAGCUCGAGACUCCGAAUCAUCUGGGCAGCGAUCUUAGUCCGAGCCCCACCAAGAGCAGGCGUGGACAUCAUCAUCGUCACAGUGUUGCGAUGCUCGACGCUGGACUCAGCCCAAUAACGCCUAAGCAGAACGGUCACGCAAUGGAGAGAUCCACCUCGUCAACGUCUUGGAAUUCGGACGCUUCCUAUGCCGCACCCUUUGACGCCAGCGCCGAGCAUCACUCGCACACGCAUCAUCACGAUCACGAUCACGGCCACGGCCACGACCACGAUCACAGCCACAGUCACAGCCAUCAGCAUCGACGAUCGCUGCACGCUCGUACCGUGUCAGCGCUGGGACACAUUCCUCAAGCCUCGCGGCCGCUGCUGCUGUUCGGUAUCUCACAUUUUGGCUUGGGCGCGGCGCUAUGGAUGGCGGGUCAAGAGGUCGACUCCCUCUCUGCGACCGGUCUGGGCUACCUCGUCGUGUUUGAUGCGAUGGGUAUUCUGAGCAGCGCCAUCUCCGACUGGGCGCUCGAGUGGGAGCAGCACGCCAGCGAUCUGCGCAGAAGGAGCGGCAAGCCGGAGGGCGCCACUUUGAAGCGCCCGUAUGGCAUGCACCGCGUCUCGACGCUGCUCCACUUUGUACAGACCAUUUACCUGCUCUUUGCUAGCGUCUACGUGCUUAAGGAAUCGGUCGAACACGCUCUGCUGGAAGGUGGCAGCGGAGAUGGCUCGCCCGCGACGGAUGGACUGAUCGAAUCGGCUUCAGGGCACGACCAUUCGCAUGCACAUGCCGAGCACUCGUUGGGAAUUGUGAUGCCCAAUCUGUUGCUGGCGCUGUCGCUGGCAGCCUGCGUCUUCUCGAACAUCGUCAUGGGCAAUCAUGCCAAGUUGGUUGCGGCUUGCGGCAUCAGUACUGCUGCGUCGGGUGGUGCGCCCGGCGGACCCCGUCACGGACGCAGCGGAUCGGUGCUGAUGCGGCCGUCGGAACUGGCAUGGCCACUCUUGGCACUAUUGGCGAAUCCUUUCAGCUUGACGGUGCUAUUUUUCAGCUCGGCGCUGCUGUUUGCGGGUCUCACCAUGCCAUCGAUUCAGGUAGCAGCGCUGGACAAGGUUCUGGCGGGGCUCGAAUCGGUCUCCAUGUUUUACGUCGCUUAUCCUGCGUCGGUGGCGCUGGGCAAAGUGUUGCUCCAGACGGCACCUUCGGACGCUUCGCCCAACAAGCAGCAGCUCAAGCGUGCGCUCAAAGUGGUCGAGCAGAAUCCGCUCGUCUCGUACGUACCGCCGCCUAAUGUUUGGCAGCUGACUCCGCCGACUUCGGCGUUGGUGCAGGCGGAUCGAGGGUCGGGGAUGUUGUCUGGCGGUGGCGGCAGCGGUGGAAGGGGCGUGCACUUUGGCGGUAAGAGCGCAUCGUUGGUGGUGUCGGUAAUGGUGUUUCUGCGGGCAGACGCAUCGGACGACGAUUGCUUCGAGAUGACCAAGUGGGUGUGGGAGAAGCUGGCGCCGAGCAUCGGAGCAGGGAGGGGGCUAAUGGCGGGUGAGAUGCUACGUGGUACGCAGAGGGCGGCCACGGACACGGGCACGGCCAUAGCCAUUCCCAUCACCACCAUUGACCAGCGACUGCGUAGCUCAACAGGCUCCACCGCUCCACGCUUCCACACCAUCCCUAGUCCUUCCUUAUACAUGUGA